GUGAUAGUAAAUUCGUGUCAAGAAAAUGUUUUGAAUUUAAUGUUUAUUUUACAUUUUUUGAAAACUAUAUAAUAAAUUAUUAUAAUUAUAAUUUUUUUUUAAAGUGAUAAUUCUUCAAUCUACAAAUAUAAUUAUUAGAUUUACAAAUGAUCUUUUAUACAAUCAUUUAUUAUAAACACAAUUAACACUUAAAAUCUUGAUACAAUUUUAGUUUAUUUUAGCUUAUUUAAUCCGGCACAAGACAGUGGAAUGAUUGAGGUAUCAGCCAAACUUAUUGGUGGCCCUAUAUUUAUGCCAGGUAGUAAAAUUGGAUGUUGUAUAACAUUUACUCAUCCACCGUUGCCAUCAGAUUCUCGAAGCCAAAGUAAUAGUGAUGUUUUGGAAAACUUAGCAUGGGCCAGUGUGCAAAUCAAUUGUUUGUGUUUAACCAACGAUAACAUUAAUUUCCCAUCAGUAAUGCGUGUUACCAAAGAUGAGAAAUUUUUAGGAAAUUCUGAAACUUCAUUUGCACCAUGUUUAACAGAUAAUGGUCAUGUUGUUUUAUCUACAAAACCAAAAAUUUUAUUUUGUGAUGUUGGACUGUCUCCUGGUGAAAAUAAAUCAUAUUUAUACAGCGAAACAUUGCCUAAUGAUGCACCACCGUCAUAUAAAGGACAUUUAGUUAAAUAUGCUUACAAAAUUACAGUUGGUAUGCAACGUUUAAAUAGCCCAAUUAAAUUAUUGAGAGUACCAAUACGUGUUGUAGUCAUACAUGGUAAUUUUUAUAAGAUAAAUAAAUAUUUAUUUGUGACUUAUUCAUUAAUUUGUUUAUUUUGUGUCUUAGGACUUACUGAAGGAGUGACAUGUGAAAAUAGUAUUGAUUUAUCUCCAAGUAACCCAUUUUUAGAGUCUCAAUUUAAACAUGAAGAAUGUGAUAUGGCUCUGCAAAUGCUCCAAAAUUUAACUGCUAAACGAAGUCCCAAUUUUUACAAUAUAACAAACUCUCGAGGGAAAGUAGCUCGGUUUUGUUUAUUCAAACAAGCUUACAGACUUGGCGAAGAUAUAGUUGGAACCUUUGAUUUUGAACAAACUGAUGUAUCUUGUAUUGAGUUCACAGUGAGCUUGCAAUGCGAAGAGGCCGUCAAUAAAGACUUUAUUACAGCCAGCCCAAGACCCAGGAAAGAUAACGUAUCUAUCGUUUCAUAUAACACUCAACAUCAAUUCUGUGCCAAUACUUUGAAAUCAUUUCUGCAGUUGGCUAUACCACUGAACGUAACACCGGCCUUUAGUACACUCCUAGUAUGUGUGAAAUGGAGGCUUCACUUUGAAUUCGUGACCAGUACGAAAACUUCCGGCGAACGAUUGGACGAAACCAAGGAGGGCACUUGCUGGACAGGCCCGGAACACGUAGACAUCGAGACAAUGGUGUGGGAUUUACCCAUACAGAUAUAUCCGUCCGUACCUUCCAUAGCCAAUGACCCACACGCCCAAACGAGGAUAACAAUCGCGAUAUGAUUUUUUUCCCCGCUAUACAUAGGUACUAUAGGUACACCGUUCACAAUGUUUUGUCCGUUUUAUAAAAAUAAUAAUGUGUAUUAUUAUUAUAUUUUUUUUUAUAUGAAUUAUCAAUCAAAACAUUUUUUACACCUAUUAUUAUUUUUUUGUUUAUUAUUGGUA
This is a messenger RNA of Rhopalosiphum maidis (corn leaf aphid), 1656 nucleotides long. RefSeq names its product RAB6A-GEF complex partner protein 2. The transcript has 6 exons. Gene Ontology annotation, cellular component: Golgi membrane; Ric1-Rgp1 guanyl-nucleotide exchange factor complex. Gene Ontology annotation, biological process: retrograde transport, endosome to Golgi. Lineage: Eukaryota; Metazoa; Arthropoda; Insecta; Hemiptera; Aphididae. Bases 250 to 1494 code for a protein of 414 amino acids. The record is from RefSeq and is a predicted model, not a curated record.